AUGUUUUCCCGGCAAUUCGUAUCAAGAUUUCGAUUUCAUGCUCGCCAAUCUAAUACUCCUACACUGAAGAGCUCAAUUGGUGGUAAAAUCACUGCUAUUGCAACAUUGGCAGGUGUUGCUGGCGUUGCAGGGUUCUAUUAUUAUAAGGACCCAAAUGCUGCAAUUCAUGAGUAUUUCAUUUUGCCCUCAAUUAGGCUACUCUUUGACGGAGAAACAUCCCACAAGCUUGCUAUUGAGACAUUCAAGUACCCGUUCUUGAAUCCCAAAGAGAAGGUUGGUUGGAUAGAUGAGAUCGACCCUCACAGACAACUAGCAGUAACUUUAUUUGCCAAUUCACCAAAUCCCAAGGUUAAGCCAAUUACUCUCCGAGCGCCAAUAGGCGUCGCUGCUGGCCUUGAUAAGAAUGGAGAUGCCAUUGAUACUCUUUUUAACUUUGGAUUUCCUUAUGUUGAAAUUGGUUCUAUCACCCCAGAGCCCCAACCAGGAAACCCGAAACCAAGAUUUUUCAGACUCGAAAAGGAUCAAGCCGUCAUCAAUCGCUACGGAUUCAACUCAGAGGGGCAGAAAGCAGUACUUGCACGUCUCAAGGUACGUCUAGCACAAAUAGGGGGUCUUCUUGACACUUCGAUACCAAUAGUUGGCCAGCCCAUAAACAAUUCAUUGAGACCUGAAAGUGCUUUGGCUAUCAGUCUUGGCAAGAAUAAGACUGCUGAGGCCAUUGACGAUUAUAUCAAAGGGGUUCGCACUUUAGGACCAUAUGCAGAUAUUCUAGUUAUCAAUGUUUCUAGUCCUAAUACCCCUGGUUUGCGCAAUCUCCAGGCUGAGGCAGAGCUACGGAAGCUCCUGACCACAGUAGUAGAGGAGAGGAAUAAGCUGAGCCAAGAUGUGUUGCCGCCUAUUCUUGUCAAGGUUGCUCCAGAUUUAACUGAACCUGAAGUGGAAUCAAUUGCCGGUGCUGUUAAAGACAGUAAGGUGGACGGGGUGAUUGUCAGCAAUACCACCGUUGCCCGACCACAAUCACUCAAAUCGGACAAAAAGAUUGUGUCAGAAGUAGGUGGACUUUCGGGGAAGCCAGUAAAGCCAUUUUCAAUUCAAGCUCUCAAGCUGAUGCGCAAACAUCUUGGUGAUGAUAUCACCAUUAUUGGAUGCGGAGGUAUUAGCAAUGGUGAGGAUGCGGUGGAUUUCGCAAGGGCCGGCGCAGAUUUUGUCCAACUCUACACUGGAUUUGCAUAUAAAGGACCAGCAAUUGUGGGUGAUAUUAAGAAAGGGAUUCUCCGCGAGUUAGAUGGCCGGAACUGGUCGGAUAUUGUAGGUAAAUCUAAAUAA
Sugiyamaella lignohabitans is the source of this 1326-nucleotide messenger RNA. RefSeq lists its product as uncharacterized. Gene Ontology annotation, molecular function: dihydroorotate dehydrogenase activity. The record is from RefSeq and is a predicted model, not a curated record. NCBI's taxonomy places the organism in Eukaryota, Fungi, Ascomycota, Dipodascomycetes, Dipodascales, Trichomonascaceae. Gene Ontology annotation, cellular component: cytoplasm; mitochondrial inner membrane. Gene Ontology annotation, biological process: 'de novo' pyrimidine nucleobase biosynthetic process; pyrimidine ribonucleotide biosynthetic process. The transcript has a single exon. The coding region runs from base 1 to 1326 and encodes 441 amino acids.